Dermatophagoides pteronyssinus (European house dust mite) is the source of this 818-nucleotide messenger RNA. RefSeq lists its product as uncharacterized. Gene Ontology annotation, molecular function: co-receptor binding; receptor antagonist activity. The record is from RefSeq and is a predicted model, not a curated record. Gene Ontology annotation, biological process: negative regulation of canonical Wnt signaling pathway. Lineage: Eukaryota; Metazoa; Arthropoda; Arachnida; Sarcoptiformes; Pyroglyphidae.
CUUCGUUUGUUUUGUUAUUAUUGAUCAUUGCCAUCAUCAUCAUUCAAAUGAAUAGCCAAUGUUAUUGUGUCUAUAUUUAUGGUUUAGUUUUACAUAAUCCAAUACCGGAUGAUCUUGGUUUAAAAAAUUCACUACAUCAACAUUCAUCAUCCGAAUCAUCCGAAUCAGCAAUUGGACAAGAUCAAAAUAGUCACCAUAUUUAUGAAACAAUCGAUAAUGAUUAUUAUGAUAAUAAUUUUGGUGAUAAAGGAAAAAGAAAUUUCAUUUCUUCGUUUUCUCAACAUGAUAAUCAUCGACAACAACAACAACAACAAACAAAACAAAAAAUUUUAAAUAGCCGAAUAAAAUGUCGACAAGAUUCAGAUUGUAUUGAUGAUGAUGGAUCAGAAAAUGAUCCAUUAAUGUAUUGUGAUCAACAUUAUAGUUAUUGUGAUUAUUUUCGACAGAUUGGUGAAUUAUGUCGUUAUGAUAGUCAAUGUGAUAAUGGAUUAAUAUGUAUGUUUGGUCAAUGUGAAAAACCAUUUGAAAAGGGACAUCUUGGUUCAAGAUGUAAAGAUUCGGAUGAUUGUAAUGAUGGUCUUUGUUGUGCCCGACAACAUGGUGAAAGAAUUUGUAAAACAAAAUUAAAACAUGGUCAACAAUGUUUCGUUCCACUUGGUGGUCUUAAUUAUAGCCUAAAUGAACUUUGUCCAUGUGAUAAUGGUUUAGAAUGUCGUACGAUUAAAUCGAAAAAUUCAUUACGAAGGAAAAGAAAAAAUGAAAAUCUAAUGCGAUGUACAUUUACAACAAACAUCAAUGAAACGACUACAAAUAUUUAA